UAUGGGUACUUAACUAAAGUUAUUUUAUAUUAGCUAGAUAAAGUACUGCCACAAAAAAGACAUAGACAGUUAAGAAAUAAACUACAAAAAAGGUUUCAAAAGUGAUUUAGAAGAAAGUGCCUAAAAAGGUAGUAAAGAAAGUUCUACCCAAAAAGGUUGUACCUGCAAAAAAGAAAGUUGUUCCUAAAAAAACAUAAAAAUAAACAGUAACUAAGACAGCACCUGUUAAAAAAGUUGUAACUAAAAAAGCUAAGGUUGUUCCCGCCAAAAAAUAAGUUUCAAAAAAAUAGAAUGUUAAAGAAUAGAAAGAUGAUAAAAAGAAAGUGUUAAAGCCAGUUACUCCUAAGGCUGAUGCUACACCUAAAGUACCAGCUAAAUAUGCAGCAUACACUUUAGAUUAAUAUUAAGCUUAUUAAAAGGCAAUUAAAGAAUGGUCAGCAAAAACAAAUUAACAAAUUAAGGAUAAUCUUAGAAAGAAUUUAUAGAGCAUGACAGGAAACAAAGAUGAAUUGUUGAAUAAGAUUGCUGAUGGAAUAGUAUUAGGAUCAAUACCAAGAUGUCCACAUUGUUUUGGUGGAAGACCAAAAUUUAAUUAAGCUACAGGAACGUAACAUAUUAAAACUUAAUCUUAGUUAUUUCUGUGUUGGAUAUAGAGAUGACACUGAUUUUAAAUUCUGUAAUAAAGCUAUAGCAAAUUUGGAUAGAACUCCUUGGUAGCUUUGAA
Molecule: messenger RNA, 724 nt
Organism: Paramecium pentaurelia
Lineage: Eukaryota; Ciliophora; Oligohymenophorea; Peniculida; Parameciidae
Source: the annotation of a GenBank genome assembly